AUCCGAACUCUCUUGAAUGGCAUCGAUACGUUGGUGUAGCACGCUGUCUAGCUCGUUGAGGAGUUAUAGAGGCAUCAUGGCUGCCGAAAAAGUGGCCUUAUCUGUAUCGCAAGGUUCGGCCGGACCGAAACGAUCUCGCUAUCGGCCACAUCGACGACCAGCGAGCACACAGACGGCACCGAAAGAGCCAUUGCCCGCUCGAUCUACUACUCCGAAGCCGGUCGAUGGUCCGUCUUUCACAGACAUCGCUCCCGGCUUGGAUCCAGCAUUGUUGAAGAACCUUCCAUUCCAGACGUGUACGGAGGUCCAAGCUGCAACCCUACCUGCGAUCCUCAAUGGCGAUGAUGUCCUAGCACAAGCCAAGACAGGGACCGGGAAGACGGUAGCCUUUCUUCUUCCAUCGAUACAGCGACUCUUAUCAUCCCCUAUGCCUUCUCCGCAGCACACGACCAUUUUGGCCAUCUCACCCACCCGAGAGUUGGCUCAGCAGAUCGCUGUGACAGCCGAUGGCCUGCUCAAUGUGGGGGCGCAUGGCGGAAAUAGAUAUCGCGUGCAAUGCGUUGUCGGCGGUACGAAUAUGCGAACAGAUCUCAAGCAGCUACAAAGUCAAAGAUGUGAUGUUUUGGUUGCGACUCCUGGAAGGUUAAUAGAUUUAUUGGACAAUGGCGGCAUCCAGCCGAGAUUUGCUCAACUCAAAACAUUGGUGUUGGACGAAGCAGAUAGACUGCUGGAUCAGGGGUUCCGUCGCGAACUCGCCAAGAUCAUCAGUAUGCUGCCAUCCAAUGGACGUCAAACUCUCUUGUUCUCUGCCACCUUGCCGAAAGAAGUCGAAAAUAUCGCCUCAAUUGCUCUCAAGAAGGAGCACAAAUUUAUCUCCACACUCAAGGAGGAGGAUGUCAAUGUUCAUCAGCACGUGCGACAGGAGAGUGUCGUCGUUCCAGGCAACGACAUUGUUGCCGCGACCUAUGUGGCCUUGCAGCGAGAAUACAGCUUGAGAAAAGAGCGCGGCGGUUUCAAAGUCAUGGUGUUCUUGCCCACUGCCAGAUCCGCUGCGAUAUAUCGCGAUGUCUUUCUGAAUCUAGAAAUGCCCUGUCCCGUCUGGGAGAUUCACUCGCGAAUGUCUCAACCUGCGAGAGCAAAGGCUACAGAGGAGUUUCGUCAGGCCUCAACUGGAGUCCUGUUCUCCUCCGACGUGACGGCGAGAGGCAUCGACGUCAAGGGAAUCUCAGCCGUGAUUCAGGUGGGACUUCCAAGCAGUGCUGACCAAUACAUCCAUCGCCUGGGCCGAACUGCCAGAGCUGGAGCCGAAGGUCACGGAGUCAUCGUCUUAGGGGACUUUGAAUCACAUUUUCUGACCGAACGAACGAUCAAAACACUGCCGAUACAGCCAAUCACUCUACCACCCCUGGACAGUGCUCAUGGAGCAUUGCAGAUGGCUUUCAGGUCUGUAUCUGAUGAUGACAAGGCCAAGGCCUACUCUGCAUGGCUCGGAUAUUAUAGGGGAAGCAUGAAGGCCAUGAAGUGGAAAGCCGUAGAUCUGGUUCAAGCAGGCAACGCAUUUGCGAGACACACAUUACAUUAUGGUGAGGACGCUGUCGGGGAUUGGAAACCACCCGGUCUAUUGGCAAAAACAGUAGGCAUGAUGGGUCUCAGAGGGACCCCAGGGCUCAAUGUCGUCAAAGAGCCGCCUAGAGAACCUCGACCAGGUCCAAAGCAAAUGUAGAUGUAGAUGUAGAUUUAGAGACGUUUACACGGAGAAACAAGGGGGGAAAGAGUCUGUUGCAUCAUCACGCGCCUCGUUCAUUUGUAGCCAUUUAUUUAGAUUCAUGAAGUGGACCAU
Kockovaella imperatae is the source of this 1840-nucleotide messenger RNA. Its product is annotated as P-loop containing nucleoside triphosphate hydrolase protein. Gene Ontology annotation, cellular component: mitochondrion. The coding region runs from base 17 to 1723 and encodes 568 amino acids. Gene Ontology annotation, molecular function: nucleic acid binding; ATP binding. NCBI's taxonomy places the organism in Eukaryota, Fungi, Basidiomycota, Tremellomycetes, Tremellales, Cuniculitremaceae. The transcript has 6 exons. The record is from RefSeq and is a predicted model, not a curated record.